Messenger RNA from Frieseomelitta varia, 1293 nucleotides. RefSeq names its product vacuolar protein sorting-associated protein VTA1 homolog (gene Vta1). The coding region runs from base 311 to 1156 and encodes 281 amino acids. The record is from RefSeq and is a predicted model, not a curated record. Gene Ontology annotation, biological process: late endosome to vacuole transport via multivesicular body sorting pathway. The transcript is spliced from 5 exons. Gene Ontology annotation, cellular component: multivesicular body. NCBI's taxonomy places the organism in Eukaryota, Metazoa, Arthropoda, Insecta, Hymenoptera, Apidae.
AAGAUUGACAUGAUAUAACGGCGGAAAUAACUUCAUAUAAUAUCGAGCGCAUUUUUCUAUGCUUUUAGCAUAUUUUCUUUUAAUCCCAAUUGUUGAUGUUUCAUGAACACUGUGGUGUGAUGUCGAUCAAUUUACGAUGUAAUGAAAAGAAUUGAUAUCGUCGCAUUUUGCAAUAGUCAGCAUAAAAUCAAAGAGUGAGAAAAGUCUGAUAUAAACUGAGUGUAUGUUUCAAAGGAGGAAUGAGCUUUAUAUAAUAAAGAUUUUGAAGUGAAAGAAAAGAGAUAAUUUACGUAAAAACCUAGUGAUCAACAUGAUUGAUCCGGAUUUACCAGAGAUACCAUUACCUCUGAAAAGUAUACAGCACUAUUUAAAGAUAGCUUCAAAUCAUGACCAACGAGAUCCUGUUGUUAGUUAUUGGUGUCGAUUAUAUGCUCUUCAAACAGGAUUAAAAUUGUCAACCAAAACGCCAAAAGAAACAAACUUUUUGAUGAAAUUGAUGGAUUGGUUAGAAACAACUAAAAAGGAAUUACACGAUAAUGAAGCUAUUACAAACGAUAUAGCCGCUCAGGCUCAUUUAGAGAAUUGGGCAUUGAAGCUCUUUCUUUUUGCAGAUAAAAAUGACAGAGCUGGUAAUUUUGGAAAGAAUGUAGUGCAAAGCUUUUUUACAGCUGGAUUACUUUAUGACGUGUUAACUGUGUUUGGGGAACUCAAUGAAGAGGCUACGCAAAAUAGAAAAUAUGCCAAAUGGAAGGCUGCAUAUAUUCACAAUUGUAUAAAGAACAAUGAAACGCCUAUUCCAGGACCCAUGCAAGAGGGUAAUGAAAAUGCUGAUUUGAAUAAAAAUAUGGAAGAAGCAGAAGCAAAAAGAGAAGAUGCAUUAAACACAGAUGAAUUAGAUGUUACUUCUAACCCAUCUGGUACAAUACAUGGUACAACAGUUAAAAAGAAUAUGGAUGAAUGGUCUUCGGAUAAUAAGGAUUCCAAUACCAUUCCAAAAACAGAAAGUGGAGCUGAACUGUCAGUGGAGGAAAUCGGUAAAGCACAAAAAUUUAUUAAGUGGGCCGGAAGUGCUUUAAAUUAUGACGAUGUACCUACAGCUAUAUUGAAUCUUCAAAAGGCUUUACAUCUUUUAACCACUGGUCAAGAACCAGCAUGAUUAAAAUUAAGCUUGAAAAUAUCGAUGAAACAGUAGCGUAAAUACGAUUUAAUUGAUGCAAAACGUAAAAAUAAUAAGUUAUUUAUUUGGAUUGUUACAUUAUUACAGCCACGCCAAAUUAAAGAUAUUUUUGAAUU